Molecule: messenger RNA, 2259 nt
Organism: Aspergillus ibericus CBS 121593
Lineage: Eukaryota; Fungi; Ascomycota; Eurotiomycetes; Eurotiales; Aspergillaceae
Product: MFS transporter
Exons: 2
Coding region: 373-2013 (546 amino acids)
Biological process (GO): transmembrane transport
Molecular function (GO): transmembrane transporter activity
Source: RefSeq, a predicted model, not a curated record
GGGCCGGUCCAUGGCCGUAGAGAGUGGGGACACGCUCUGGAGAUAUGCCGUCUGCCUUAACCCCGGCGGGCUUUCACUAAUCAAGACCGACCCUUGAUUAAUCACUUGUUCGCAGCUGAGUCUGCAAAGGCCCACUUGUUGGAAGACGCUCGAUGUUUUUAAUGACUCCACGAUCCUGGCAGGGUGCUUUCUGAGUCUCCUAUCCCUGUAUCUCCAGCUGUUUCAAUUUCGUCUGGGGUAUAUAGACCUCUCCCCGUUUCACGUAUUGCCCCUCCCAGGCUACUGAACUGCGCUCUUGUUCUUCCCAAUCGCCUCAAUAGCAUCAUAAUAUUUAGCGUUUGUGGUGCGCCUGCGUGAGCGCUGCCACCGAAUAUGAGCGACGCACACCAUACUUCUGGUGCCGCAGCAUCAGACCACCACCUCGACAAAACCCACGGGGCGCCUCUGCAAUCCUCCGACUCGACCCUCAGAUCAGAAUCAGUCGCUGCAUCAGGCGACCCGGAAAAAGGCAUCGAAAACCUCACCGAUAAGGACCUCGAGCAAGAUGGAUACGAUAUCGAGGCUGGCAUGCCUGAGCCAGAGGUAGAAAAGAUUGCCGAGAAACAAAGGGACCCGAAUCUGGUGGAUUGGGAUGGUCCAAACGACCCAGAGAACCCGCAGAACUUGCCUCGUUGGAGGAAGUGGUUGAUUACCAUGUCGCUCUCCUUCAUGACCAUGUGGAUCACAUUCGCCAGCAGUGUCUUCUCGACUGCAACGAUCGUGACCGCCGAAGAAUUUGGCGUUUCAACCGAGGUCAUGGUUUUGGCAACCAGUCUGGUGGUGUUUGGAUUCGCAGUCGGCCCGCUGUUCUGGUCACCCUUGUCGGAGCUUUAUGGGCGCAGGAUACCGUUGUUCUCCGGCUACGCUGUCUUCGCCAUCUUCCAGAUUCCUGUUGCCGUGGCGCAUAACGUGGAAACCAUCUUGGUCUGCCGAUUCUUGAUCGGUAUCUUUGGCUGUUCGCCACUUGCUGUCGUUGGUGGUGCCAUGGCGGACUUUUGGGACCCUGUUGAUCGCGCGGUAGCUAUUGCGGCUUUCGCCAGCGCCACCUUCGUCGGGCCCGUGCUUGGCCCUAUUGUCGGAGGAUACCUCACACAAUCGUACCUUGGCUGGCGGUGGACGGCUUGGAUUACCUUGAUCGCCUCAGCAUCAUUUGGCUUCUUGGCCUUCUGCAUUGUUCCAGAAACCUAUGCACCCGUCAUCCUUCAAAGGCGCGCAGCACGCCUUCGCAAGGAGACGGGCAACUCGGCGCUGCACUCACUCCUGGAUAACCACCGGCCCACUAUGAACGAAAUUGUUACCAAGUACCUCCUGCGACCGGUCAUGAUGCUUUUCCUUGAACCAAUCCUGCUGGCGGUCACCCUCUACUUGGCGCUGGUGUACGGCAUUCUCUAUCUGUUCUUCGAAGCCUACCCCGUCUCCUUUGAGGAAGUGCGCGGGUGGACCAACGAGGGUAUCGCUGGACUGCCGUUCAUUGGUAUCUUGGUCGGGGUAUUCUGUGGUGUUGCGUUGAUCAUCUGGCAGACGAAGACGCGAUUCGCCCAAAAGCUAGCCAAGCAUGGCCGUGUGGUGCCAGAGGAGCGCCUGGUCCCCAUGAUGGUUGCGUCCGUCAUGUUGCCUGCCGGCCUCUUUUGGUUCGGCUGGACCUCGCAUCCCAGCACCCCCUGGGGAGCUCAGGUUGUCGCUGGCAUUCCCAUUGGCAUGGGCAUCCUGGUGAUUUUCAUGCAGGGUCUCAACUACAUCAUUGACGUGUACCUGAUGUUCGCCAACUCCGCCAUUGCUGCCAACACCUUGGUCCGGAGUAGCCUGGGUGGCGCCUUCCCACUCUUUGCCACGCAGAUGUACAAUAGGCUGGGCGUGGACUGGGCAUCCAGUCUUCUCGGAUUCAUCACCGUCGCCAUGAUUCCCAUCCCGGUCCUCUUCUUCUUCUACGGCAAGAAGCUUCGGGCCAUGAGCAAGUUCAGCCCCAAACUGUAACUUGAGUCAAGCUCGAAAGCGGAACGCGAGUGAAAAGCGCCUUACCAUUUUCAUAGAGUUCUCUUUUGGACGAUGCUCGUCUGAAAUUCUCACGCAUCAGCAUGGCGUUUUGACGGUCAUAUAUUCGAACGAUUAAUGUUUAUUGAAUGGAGUAUAAAGGGACGAGACUACAUGAAUGUGAGAUAGAUGGUGGCUGCAUUGGCAUCUGCAUGUAUUUUCAUCAAAAAUAGAUAUAAUCUUUGCCAU